AUGGCUAAUACUGAUAAUAGUUCCAAUACUUCCACUGAUAAUGUUGAGUCUGAUCCACGAAGUCCAUAUUUCCUCACAAAUGUUGAUCAUCCUGGAGUGCUUUUGGUGAGUGAGAAAUUAAGAAACAAUAAUUACUAUUCGUUGUCCCGUUUCAUGUUCUUAUCAUUGAAGGUGUGGAAUAAACUUGGAUUCAUUGAUGGAUUCAUUCCUGUUCCAGACAAGGCUGUUGCUCUGUUUCCUUCUUGGAGUAAAUGUGAAACCAUUGUGUUGUCUUGGUUACUUAAUCCCUUGACUUCGAAGAUGGCUCAGAGUGUAAUCUAUGUUGAUUCCUCUUGUGCAAUGUGGCUUGAGCUGAAAGAACAUUUUUCACAAGGUAACGGACCUCAGAUAUUUGAAUUGCAAACUGCUAUUGCUACAUUACGCCAAGAGAAGAAUGACGUUAGCACAUAUUUCACAGAUUCAAAGGUACUAUGGGAUGAACUUUUGAAUUAUCAACCCUUACUUGUCUGUCAUUGUCAUGGUUGUACAUGCAAUUCUUCAAAGAUGUUUGCUCAAAAUUAUCACCAGACCUAUGUCAUGACUUUUCUCAUGGGGCUCAAUGAUGUUUUUGAUAAUGUGAGAGGUCAAAUCUUGAUGAUGGAUCCUUUACCUUCUAUUAACAUGGCAUUUUCUCUUGUUAUACAAGAAGAGAGGCAGCGACUUGUUAGUCAUCGUAAUUCUUCUUUUGCCUCUGUUGAAUCUGUUGCUUUGGUUGCUAAAUCUGAGAAUUCCUUUAAGAAUUUUAAAGGAAAUGCACGUAGCAGACUUCUUUGUAGCCAUUGUGGACUUGCUGGACAUAUUGUUGACAAAUAUUUUAAAUUGCAUGGAUAUCCCCCUAACUAUAAGUUUAGGGAUAAGUCCAAAACUGGAUUUGUUAAUUCUGUUCAAUAG
Messenger RNA from Carya illinoinensis, 930 nucleotides. RefSeq lists its product as uncharacterized. Lineage: Eukaryota; Viridiplantae; Streptophyta; Magnoliopsida; Fagales; Juglandaceae. Bases 1 to 930 code for a protein of 309 amino acids. The record is from RefSeq and is a predicted model, not a curated record. Gene Ontology annotation, biological process: detection of chemical stimulus involved in sensory perception of taste. Gene Ontology annotation, cellular component: membrane. Gene Ontology annotation, molecular function: taste receptor activity. The transcript has a single exon.